CCCGAUGCAGGAGCUCGAUGGGAUAUUGUCCUCCGUCGGCAGCAGCUGAGGUCCGCCGAUGCCCUUUGGUGGGGAUGUGGCUGUCCCCGCUGCUCGUGCAGGACCGUCGCAUUCCCAUGCUGGACAUUCCCAUGGAGCUUAUGAGGAGGAAGGAAGUAGAUCUAUUGUCUAGAUCUCCGAACUACAUUCUUGAUUAGACUGCUCUACUUGAAUACUUCUUGACUCAGCCAGGGAUCCUCGUAGAGAUGACGAGAUUUGUCGUCCGUAGAGCAGAAGCAAUGGUUGUAGCAGGUCGGGUAGAACUAGUAGAAUACAGAAACGCGAAUGAUCUUACAACACUUGCCAUGUGUCCGCAUCUAUUGAGAUUUAUGAAUGCGAAGGGUUAAAAUCUCUAAUCCCUACACCAACACGGACAUGGCGGUAGUGAUCAUGGGCAUAGCCACGGAAAACCAAGCGGCUGAGGACAUUCACACUAGAAAGAAGCACCUUUUUGGAGCAUGUAAAGUUAUGGAUGGCGUUCCUUCCAUCUUUACGACCAUCGAGGCUGGCCCUUUUCCCCUUGAAAGAGUAUAGGCCAAAGGGGCGCCUCGGUCAUGGUCUGUCUAGAUUAUGGAAAAAACGCCAUUCAUAAAAAUGGAAUACUGAGCUUUCACCGAGUGGCAGCCAUCAAAGUGUGGCGGCUCGGAGAAGUGCGGGCUGAAGAACUAAUUACCAGAACAUACAUAGACUCUUUGUAUACUUUUGUUUGAUUAUUGAUGUCGAUCAUCCGCGAUCCUACAAUAUAGCUCUGGUUACAACGGGUGCGAUAACUAGUUCUCACAGCUCGUUCCACUGUGUAAAAUGGAUGCGACAUCAUGGUAGUAGUUACGAAGUAAAAAUAAAGGCAUUCUAGUAGUGCCUCAAGAAGAUUCUCUCUGUCGAAGGUGAUCACUUAUUUUUUGAGCUUAUCUAUACCUAUAUCUUUGUGAUGCUUCUGCAGUGUGUCACUCUCUCAAAUGGUUUUAACUCUUACUUCAUCUUGUUUUUUUGGGGAGCAUAUCACCACUCUGAGGGGUUGCAAUUGUUCCUAGAAAACAAGUAAUUUUGAUACUUGUCAUUGUUGAGAGGGCACACGUAAAGCGUGAGCUGAUUUUUUGAUAAACUAAAACUUUGAGCUGCAGAGUUUCAUAGAUUGAGUUGUCUUCAUCCCUCGAGGUGGGAUGGAAGCACUACGUCUCAACGGUUUAGCAUUCAAUUCCAUCGUUCAUCUACCCAUCUAGUCCACAACUCGUAUAUGGAUCAUCUGUCUUUCUUCAAUCGCGUUGAUUAUAUUGGUACUAUGCUUUGCUUUCGCUUACUCGAUGCCAAUAGAUACUCGCCCCACUUCUCCCUCAAUAGGCCUUCGAAAUCUAGUAUCCUCCCGAGUAAUGUUUACCCCUCUGCUGUGUAAGUCAGCAUCUAAUUUUACCCAUUUGUUGUGCCUUCGUUCCAUAAACCCUUUGCUUCUACCUAGUGUGCCAUGUUGCUUCAUCAUUCUUCAGAUUCUAUGUUGCGGCACUCGCUGAGAAGGGACUACUUGAUUUCUUUUGUAUACAGUAAUUCACGUUCACGAUCACAGCCCCGAUUUAGCUACGGCUAGGACUACGAAGAUAUGGACACGGAUGACUAUCCUCAUUCAGUUACAUUUUCAUUUGUUGUGCAGGUCGAUGCACAAGCAUGACCGUCAGACUUUUCGGAAUGAGGAAAAAGAAAUCUUCACUGGAAGAUAUUAUAACGCGCGUCCUCCGUGGAAGAAAAGAUCAACAGAUCUCCUCCUGCGUUAUCCCAUGCGCGUGACAAACCUCAGAGUCUACAGAUCAUGCACUUUUGACUUAAUACAGG
This is a messenger RNA of Amoebophrya sp. A25, 1860 nucleotides long. NCBI's taxonomy places the organism in Eukaryota, Dinophyceae, Syndiniales, Amoebophryaceae. The record is from the annotation of a GenBank genome assembly.